Molecule: messenger RNA, 1008 nt
Organism: Podospora pseudopauciseta
Lineage: Eukaryota; Fungi; Ascomycota; Sordariomycetes; Sordariales; Podosporaceae
Gene: ALG13
Product: N-acetylglucosaminyldiphosphodolichol N-acetylglucosaminyltransferase catalytic subunit alg13
Exons: 4
Coding region: 1-1008 (335 amino acids)
Biological process (GO): dolichol-linked oligosaccharide biosynthetic process
Cellular component (GO): UDP-N-acetylglucosamine transferase complex
Molecular function (GO): hexosyltransferase activity
Source: RefSeq, a predicted model, not a curated record
AUGACCACUUCAACUUCCAGGGCCGCUACACCACCGAGUCCUGCCUACUCGGUAGCUGGGACCCUCAACGAGACAAGGGACUCUCACCACGUCGGUUCCCAGCAAAAGCCCGACCCUGAACGUGUGAGGAACCUCUCAAGGUCGUUCGAUAUUGAUAUGAUGCCCGAUAACGAUAACGGGACAUUGCCAGCUGCCAUCACUAACACGGACGCCACCUGUCCCGAUUCGGACAGGAGUCAAGACAAUGGGCGCUGCUUGGACCUCGCAUCUAGUUCAACAUCAACAUCAACACCCAGUUCUGCCCCCCAAAUGGCCUCGACUGAGGAAUCCCCAGUCCUCUCUGGGCGUAACUGUUUUGUCACCAUCGGCUCGAUUGCUUCUUUCCUGCCUCUUCUCGAGCAGGUCAUCACUGGCCCUUUCCUCACUCACCUACAGGUCGCCGGGUUUAAGAAGUUGACGGUCCAAUGUGGUCCUAACCUUGCUUGGUUUGAGACUCAACUCGAGGCCUUGCGCUCAGGGGAGUUGCUGGCAGACUUGCAGGUGGAGUGCUUCUCCUAUGCUCCUGUUCUGAAGCCUUAUAUGCUGGAAUGCCGUGGCGAGCAAGGCAAGAGCUUGGCAGGGUGCGUCAUUGCGCACGCAGGUGCGGGAACCAUCCUCGAAGUCAGAAGAUAUGGGGCUCCCUUGAUUGUGGUGCCCAAUCCAACAUUGAUGGAUAAUCACCAACUGGAGCUUGCUGUGGAGGUGCAAAGGCAAGGCUGGGCAGUUCAUGGGAAGGUUGACAACCUCCCCCAUGCCAUUGACAAAAGGAGUUUGAGCGCAAGAAACACUUGCUGCAACUGGAGUCGCUUGACAAGAGACAGGAAACCCGGGAGAAAGCUGGAACUGGGGCUGGCAGCUCAACUCUUGACGCCGCACGGAUGCAACUGGACUAGAAAUCCAACAGUGAUGGCAGCGGUGACACAGUGUCGGAAAUCCAAAUUGGACAGCGUGAUGUUGCCGUUGUGGUGA